Myotis myotis is the source of this 1743-nucleotide messenger RNA. RefSeq names its product TNF receptor superfamily member 13C (gene TNFRSF13C). The transcript is spliced from 3 exons. Gene Ontology annotation, biological process: T cell costimulation; positive regulation of T cell proliferation; B cell costimulation. Gene Ontology annotation, cellular component: external side of plasma membrane. NCBI's taxonomy places the organism in Eukaryota, Metazoa, Chordata, Mammalia, Chiroptera, Vespertilionidae. The record is from RefSeq and is a predicted model, not a curated record. Gene Ontology annotation, molecular function: signaling receptor activity. The coding region runs from base 1 to 540 and encodes 179 amino acids.
AUGGGGCGCGCGCGGGGCCGGCGGGGCCGCAGCGGGCCGGCGCCCACGCAGUGCGCGAACACCCAGUGCUUCGACCCGCUGGUCCGCGGCUGCGUGGCCUGCAGGCUCUUCCGCACCCCGGAGCCCCGGCCGGCGGCCGAGCCGAGCAGCCGGGCGCCCGGGACGGCGGUGCAGCCGCAGGAGGCGGGGGGCGCGGGGGCCGGGGCCGAGGCGCUCCCGCUGCCCGCGCUGCUGCUGGGCGCCCCCGCGCUGCUGGGCCUGGCGCUGGCCCUGGUGCUGGUGGCCGCGCUGGGCUGGCGGCGGCUGCGCCGGCCCGCGCCCCCCAAGCCCCCCAAGGCCCCGGACACGGAGUUGGACGAGCCCCUGGACAACGUCAUCAUCCUCUCUUCUGGGCCCCUUGAUGCCACCGCGCCCGUCUGGCCUCCACCCGGAGAAAACCCAGCCACCACGCCCCCUGCCCACAGCGUCCCGGUGCCAGCCACGGAGCUGGGCUCCACCGAGCUGGUGACCACCAAGACGGCCGGCCCUGAGCAGCAGUAGCGACGGAAGGGGCAGGCGUGGCCCCGGCCCUCCCGUGGGCCAUCGGCCGCGGGGCUGGAGGUUGAAUUCGGCUCUUCAUCCGGCGUCCACCUGCCCCCUACCUGGGAACCGGGCUGCUCCCAGCGAAGCCUGCAGAACCGCAGACACUGUGGGCCCAGCGGCACCGGCACCGUGGGGUGCGCAUCGCGCUUGGGAGCCUCGGGCUGUGACUGAGUGGCCGGGGCACUGAGCCGGGGCCCCUCUCAGAGCGGGGAAGCCACCGCCACACAGAGCGAGUCUCGGAAAAGGACCCCGUGGGAGGAUGCAGCCUUGGUAGCUGGUUUAGAAUUUAACACUCACUCUCAGAGCUGCCCUGCUUUUAAACCCAGGCACACGGCUGCCGCGCUGACCCGCGCCAGUGGAUGGGUUUGCUUUGGGAUUUAAUACACGAUGACUUGACGAACAGCCUGGAUUGUGCUGACUCUCAGGGGCCUGUACCCGGGUCCACCCUGAGCGUGGACCAGGCUGCUGGGACCUGUGAUGCCAUUCACUCCAGGGCCAGCUUCCAAAGCCCCGGCUCACACUGGAGCCCCGGCCCCUGGGGCUGACUGCACUCUCGCUGGAGGCGCAGUGAGCGGGCGUCUCCCUCAGACACCACCUGGGUCCCAGCUGCUUCCAGAGCUCACUCAGCCGGACCCAGGGCAGGGCUCGGGGCCUGCAGGCGGCUUCUUCAUGGGCCUGUGGCCUGAGCCAGCGGGACCUGAUGUCUCUGAAGCCCUUUUCUCCGUGGCCUGCCCUCCCCAAGUCCUGGGCCCAGUGCUGGGUCUCCUGGCCUGUCUGUGCCAGCCCCUGGGCCCCCACCAUCCCAGUGGACUUGCUCCGCUGACAGUGGUGCCGCUUCGCGGGGCCGGGGGCUGAGACCAUCGCUCCCACCUCAGGAGCACACGGUACUCACUCAGCCUGCCCUGCCCGCCCUGCUACCCAGGCUCGGCCCUUCUGACCAGGACUCCACCCUGGGACGAGUCCUCGGAAGGAGCACUGGACUGGGAGUCAGGAGAGGGGGCCUGGGUACCAUUUUGUCCCCCUGUAGGACCUUGGCCACCUCUGUUCCCUGUAUUGAUGCUGUCGGCUCACCUCUUCCUGACUUGACAUCAGAACUGCCCGGCAAAUACCCGUCCUUCAGUCGACUCCUUUCCCAGCUCAGGAGAUGAUCAGCAGCCAGCC